AUGUCACCGAGUAAGUCUGACAACCGAGUCCCUCCCACCGAGAGAUUAAGCAACAUCCAGCGCCUCUCGCGAAAAUCAUCUGUUGAGCGCGUCUCCAAUUACCAUAUCACAGCGGAAACGAACCCCGCUAAAUCAAUCUCAUCCCUACAUCUUGCUCACCACAAUGACUCACUACAUACUACAAACGACACCGUGUAUCACUUCCAUAUCUCCCCCGCGCUGAACAACACAACACAAGAUCAUGACUCACGCACUGGUCGUGCCUCGCCUAGUGUCUAUGCACGAGGAGCCGAGGAGGCGUCAUCAGCACCGCGCUCCCAGUGGACAGCUCCCCAAGCUAACCUGCUUCCCAAAACCCCGCCUGUCGUCAUGUCUGAGAAUGGUCAUCGUGUGCUGUAUGUGUACUUACAAAAUAGCAACAGCAACAACAACAAUAAUCAAAACAACAACAACGACGAAAUCUAUGGAAAUGAAGAUACAAUUGAGGCCAUAGUUCAAAUGAGUGGAGAGAGUUUGGACGCCGACUUGACACGCGAGACGUGCUCGCCCACCUCCCCCCGGGGACCCGCGCCACUAGUGGACGGUCAGUUCGCAGAGACGCCCUCCGUUAGCGGCGGCAGCCCUGCCUGCUCAGACAGACUGAAUGCCAACGGGGGAGCCGCACGCUCGCAAUUAAAUUCCGGUAAACGGGUGUCAUUAUCCGAGCUAGGUGUCAGUCAGCCAAGGGUGCAGCUGGGGGUCGAGGGCAGGGAGCAGGGGGCGGGGGCGGACACGGACAUGGAAGGAAGGAGAGAGGGACAGAAGGUGUGGGAUAUUGAAGGAAACACAAAGACAGACAGGGAGCAGGCGGACAUGCGACAGGCGAAAAGACCUGAAGGGCUCGAGGGAACACAAGAGGAGGAGUGGGAUGAAAUGAAAGACAGUGAAGAGUUGGAAUGGGAGGAGGAGAGCGAGCUGGAUGAGGAUGAAAGUCAGGCAGACAGAGGGAUCCUAGAGGAAGAAGGGACAGAGGCCGAAAAAGAAGAUGAGGAUGAGGAAGACGAAGAUAGAUUGUCAGACGAAGGACUGCCACAGGUGGGCCGGGCACGUCGCGCCGCCAACCGCCAGCCCCGCUUCUCCCUGCCCAACUACCAGGUCCAGGUGGCGGAGAACCAGCCCCCGGGCACCUCCGUGAUGGUCAUGAGCGCGGACGACCCGGACGGGGGUGAGGCGGGCAGGGUGACCUACAGCAUGGCCCCGCUGAUGAACAGCCGCUCCAUGGACUACUUCCACAUCGACCCCGUGUCCGGCCUGCUCACUACCUCCCACAUCCUGGACAGAGAGCACAUGGACCUGCACUACUUCCGGGUCACGGCCACCGACCACGGCUCCCCACGCCUCUCCGCCACAACCAUGGUCACAAUCACCGUGGCCGACCGCAAUGAUCAUCCGCCCGUCUUCGAGCAGACCGAGUACCGGGAGACCAUCCGGGAGAACGUUGAGGAGGGGUAUCCCAUCCUCCAGCUGCGUGCCACAGAUCUGGACUCCCCCUCCAACGCGGAGAUCCGGUACCGCUUUGUGGGCGAGGGGGCGGCCCUGGCUCGCACGGCCUUCGAGGUGGACCCUCGCUCGGGCCUGAUCACCACGCGAGGCGUGGUGGACCGGGAGGCCAACGAGCGCUACACCCUCACCGUGGAGGCCAGCGACCACGGCAGGGAGCCGGGCCCGCGCUCGGCCACCGUCAACGUGCACAUCACGGUGCUGGACGAGAAUGACAACGUGCCGCAGUUCAGCCAGAAGCGCUACGUGGUGGCGGUGCGCGAGGACGUGCGCCCCCACUCGGAGAUCCUGCGCGUCAGCGCCUCGGACCGCGACAAGGACGCCAACGCCGUGGUGCACUACAACAUCAUCAGCGGCAACAGCCGCGGGCAGUUCGCCAUCGACAGCGUGACGGGGGAGGUGCAGGUGGUGGCGGCGCUGGACUACGAGGCCGAGCGCGAGUACACGCUGCGGGUGCGGGCGCAGGACAACGGCCGCCCACCCCUCUCCAACAACACCGGCAUCGUGAGCGUCCAAGUCACCGACGUCAACGACAACCCGCCGAUCUUCGUGUCCACGCCUUUCCAAGCCACGGUCCUCGAGAGCGCCCCCAUAGGACACUCCAUCCUCCACAUCCAGGCCAUCGAUACGGACUCUGGGGACAACGCUCGGCUGGAGUACAGACUCACGGGCACGGGGACGGACACGCCAUUCCUCAUCAACCCGGCCACGGGCUGGGUGACGGUCAGCUCCGAGCUGGAUCGCGAAUCCGUGGAGCACUACUUCUUCGGGGUGGAGGCCCGAGACUACGGCGCCCCGCCGCUCUCCGCCACGGCCAGCGUCACCAUCACCGUCAUGGACGUGAACGACAACCGGCCCGAGUUCCUGCAGCGCGAGUACCACGUGCGCCUGAACGAGGACGCGGCCGUGGGGACCAGCGUGGUGACCGUCACGGCUGUGGACCGGGACGUGAACAGCGCCGUCACCUACCAGAUCACAGGCGGCAACACCAGGAACCGCUUCGCCAUCAGCACGGCGGGCGGGGCGGGUCUGGUGACGCUGGCACUGCCCUUGGACUACAAGCAGGAGCGGCGAUAUGUGCUGACAGUCACUGCCUCCGACCGCACCUUGCAUGACACCUGCCAGGUGCACGUGAACAUCACGGACGCCAACACGCACCGGCCCGUCUUCCAGAGCGCCCACUACGCCAUCAGCGUCAACGAGGACCGUCCUGUCGGCUCCACCGUGGUGGUCAUCAGCGCGACGGACGAGGACGUGGGCGAGAACGCGCGCAUCACCUACUUCCUGGAGGACAACAUCCCGCAGUUCCGCAUCGACCCGUCCAGCGGCGCCAUCACGCUGCAGGCCGAGCUGGACUACGAGGACCAGAUGACCUACACCUUGGCCAUCACAGCGCGCGACAACGGCAUCCCGCAAAAGUCCGACACCACCUACGUCGAGGUGAACGUGAAUGACGUCAACGACAACGCCCCGCAGUUCCUGAGCCCGCGCUACCAGGGCGGCGUGAGCGAGGACGCGCCGAGCUUCACCAGCGUUCUCCAGAUCUCCGCCACCGACCGCGACUCCUCCACCAACGGGCGCGUGCAGUACACCUUUCAGAACGGCGAGGACGGUGACGGAGACUUCACCAUCGAGCCCACGUCCGGUAUAGUGCGCACCAUGCGCCGGCUUGACCGCGAGAGCGUUCCCUUCUACGAGCUCACGGCCUACGCCGUGGACCGCGGAGUUCCGCCGCAACGCACGCCUGUCCACAUCCAGGUGACGGUCACGGAUGUCAAUGACAAUGCGCCCGUCUUCCCUGCAGACGACUUUGAGGUCCAGGUAAAGGAGAACAGCGCGGUGGGCAGCGUGGUGGCUCAGAUCACGGCCACCGACCCUGACGAGGGCCCCAACGCCCAGAUCAUGUACCAGAUCGUGGAGGGCAACAUCCCCGAGAUCUUCCAGAUGGACAUCUUCUCCGGCGAGCUCACCUCCCUCAUCGACCUGGACUACGAGGUCCGCAACGAGUACGUCAUCGUGGUGCAGGCCACCUCGGCGCCGCUCGUCAGCCGCGCCACCGUGCGCAUCAAGCUGGUCGACCAGAACGACAACGCGCCCACGCUGCGCGACUUCCACAUCAUCUUCAACAACUUCGUGUCCAACCGCUCCAACACUUUUCCCAGCGGCGUGAUCGGCCACGUGCCGGCCCACGACCCGGACGUGUCGGACCGGCUCUACUACACCUUCGACCGGGGCAAUGAGCUGCACCUGCUGCUCCUGAACAAGACCAGCGGCGAGCUGCGGCUCAGCCGGAAGCUGGACAACAACCGGGCCCUGGUGGCAGUCAUGGACAUCACCGUCACCGACGGCGUCCACAGCGUGUCGGCCAAGUGCACCCUGCGCGUGCUGAUCAUCACGGAGGACAUGCUGAGUAGCAGCGUGACGGUGCGUCUGCAGAACAUGUCCCAGGAGCACUUCCUGUCCCCGCUGCUGGGCCGCUUUGUGGAGGGCGUGUCGGCCGUGCUGGCCGUGGGGGCGGAGGACGUGUUCGUGUUCAACGUGCAGCCGGACGCGGAGGCCAGCGGGGUGCUGAACGUGUCCUUCUCAGCGGCGCUGCCGGGCGGCCAGUACUUCCCAUCGGAGGCCCUGGAGGAACAGCUCUACCUCAACAGGCCCAAGCUCAACACACUGGUGCAGAUGGAGGUCCUGCCGUUCGAUGACAACGUGUGUCUGCGCGAGCCGUGCCAGAACUACAUGAAGUGCAUCUCCGUCAUGCGCUUCAAUAGCUCCGCCCCCUUCAUCGCCUCGCCCUCCAUCCUCUUCCGGCCCAUCCACCCAAUCACGGGCCUGCGCUGCAGAUGCCCGCCCGGCUUCACGGGGGACUACUGCGAGACCGAGAUCAACCUCUGCUACUCCAACCCCUGCCUCAACGGAGGAGUGUGCGCACGCCGGGAAGGGGGCUUCACCUGCAUCUGCAGAGAAGACUACACAGGUGAGCGUUGUGAGUGGGACCGGCGCGCUGGCCGCUGCAUGGCGGGUGUGUGUCGUAACGGAGGCACGUGCAGGGAGCUGAGUGGUGGCGGUUUCCGUUGUGAGUGCCCAUCGGGCGGCUACGAGAGACCCUACUGCUCGAUCACCACGCGCUCCUUCCCGCCCAAGACCUUCAUCAUGUUCAGGGGACUACGCCAGCGCUUCCACCUCACCAUCUCCCUCUCCUUUGCCACUCUGGAGAGCAACGGGCUGCUGUUCUAUAAUGGCCGCUUCAAUGAGAAGCACGACUUCUUGGCCCUGGAGAUCAUAGAGGGGCAGGUGGUGCUCAAAUACUCCACAGGUGAGUCGUCCACGCAGGUGAGCCCCUUCAUGCCAGGGGGCGUGAGCGAUGGCAACUGGCACAGCGUCCACAUCCACUACUACAACAAGGUGAGACCUCCGAAGCGUGGCAUGAGUGGGGAGGUGCAGGGUCCGUCGGAUGAGAAGGUGGCGGUGGUGAGUGUGGACGACUGUGACACGGCCAUGGCCCUCCGCUUCGGCCCCCAGCUGGGCAACUACAGCUGUGCCUCACAGGGACGCCAGAGCAGCACCAAGAAGUCUCUGGACCUGACGGGGCCCUUGUUCCUGGGAGGGGUCCCCAACAUGGCGGCCAGCUUCCCCUUCAGCACGCGGGAGUUUAUUGGCUGCAUGAAGGACCUGCACAUCGAUAACAAACUCCUGGACCUGGCCGGAUACAUCGCCAACAAUGGCACCCAGCCAGGCUGCAGCGCCAAGUUGGCCUUCUGUAAAUCAAACCCCUGCCAGAACGGGGGCACCUGCCGCGUCAGCUGGGAGACCUUCUCCUGUGACUGCCCCCUGGGGUUCGGAGGCAAGGACUGCAGCCACGUCAUGCCCCACCCCCACCGCUUCCUGGGUAACAGCGCCCUCUGGUGGGACCUGAAGAACGACGUGACCAUCUCCACGCCCUGGUACCUGGGCCUGGUGUUCCGCACGCGCGCCAAGGAGGGGGUGCUGCUGCAGGCCCAGGCCGGCCAGUACACCAGCCUCAUCUUCCAGCUGAUAGCGGGCCAGCUGGUGUUCUCGGUGGCCAAGGGGACCACGCGGCCCGUGCGUCUGCGUCUGGACCAGGUGCAGGUGUGUGACGGCCGCUGGCACGACCUCCAGAUGGAACUCCGGGACGUCAGGAGCGGCCGAGAGACCCGAUACGUGGCCACGCUACGCCUCGACUUCGGACUCUACCAGGGCACGGUGAUAGUGGGUAAUGAGAUCCACGGGCUGAAGGUGAAGCACCUGCAUGUGGGGGGAGUGCUGGGCUCCGGAGAGGUGCAGAGUGGCAUACGAGGCUGCAUCCAGGGGGUGCGUUUGGGGGUGCGUCCCGAUUCUCCUCCUCUGCCUCGGCCGUCCCGGUCAGUGAAGGUGGAGACUGGCUGCCCUGUCGGAGACGCCUGCCUCUCUUCUCCUUGCCCCGCCCACAGCAGGUGCGCUGACGAAUGGGAGAAGCACACGUGCAUCUGCGAGCCAGGCUUCUAUGGUAAGAGCUGCAUGGAUGCCUGCCAGUUGAACCCGUGUGAGAACGAUGCCCAGUGCCACCGGAAGCCCAGUUCGUCCCAUGGAUACGUCUGUGACUGUGGAGACAACCACUACGGACAGUACUGCCAACACAGGAUUGAGCAGCAGUGUCCUCGCGGCUGGUGGGGGAGCCCCACCUGUGGGCCCUGUCACUGUGACACCAGCAAAGGCUUUGAUCCCGACUGCAACAAGACCAGCGGACUCUGCCACUGCAAGGAGUUCCAUUUCCGUCGUCGGGGCAGUGACACCUGUCUGCCGUGUGACUGCUACCCCGUGGGCUCCUUCUCGCGGUCAUGUGACCUGGAGAGUGGCCAGUGCCAGUGUCGCUCGGGUGUGAUUGGCCGACAGUGCAACAUGUGUGACAACCCCUUCGCAGAGGUCACCCAGACGGGGUGUGAAGUGAUAUAUGACGGUUGUCCUAAGACCAUUACUCUGGGGAUCUGGUGGCCCAGGACUAAAUUUGGUCUGCCUGCUGUAGUGCCCUGCCCCAGAGGCUCUGUUGGUGCUGCUAUCCGCCACUGUGAUGUGGAGCGUGGUUGGCUGGAGCCGGAUCUCUACAACUGCACCUCUCCUCCGUUUGUGGAGCUCAACACCGCGCUGGAGUCGGUGGAGCGCAACGAGACGGAGCUCAACACCAUCGUCCAGAAGCGGCUAGCCCAUCAGCUGAGGGACGUCACCGAGGCCACCGCCCGUUACUACGGCAACGACGUGGCCAUCGCCGACCGCCUGCUGUCCCGGCUCCUGACCUUCGAGACGCUCCAGACGGGCUUCGGCCUCACGGCCACGCAGGACGCCCACUUCAACGAGAAUAUCCUGCGAGGCUGCAGUGCUCUGAUUGGUCCAGAGAGUGCCAGUCUGUGGAGGGGGCAGGGCUUGCAGGCCCAGGGAGCCUCUGUAUUGGCUGAGCUGCUGGACCAGUACACGCGCACGGUGGCCAAGAACAUGAAGCAGACCUACCUCAACCCCGUGGCCCUGGUGGCCCCCAAUAUAGUGAUGACUCUAGAUCGUUUGGAGAACCACACCCACGUGCGGAGGCGGUUCCCUCGCUACCACAACACCAUGUUCCGGGGCCAGGCUCUCUGGGACCCCCACACACAUGUGGUACUGCCCCCAUCUGCCCUGGUACCACAGAAACACCCCUAUUUCUCCGCUCCCCCACCUCCUCCUCCUCCCGCCCCAUCGGGUAUGACAACCAAUCAGACGCCAGAAGCCAUUGCUGCCCGGCGCUCUGAUUUGCAGCAGGAGCCGCCAUUCACCAUUAUCAUCGUCCUCAUCUACAGAAGCCUGGGGGCGGCCCUCCCUUCCAAAUAUCACACAGACCGCAGAGGAGUCAGACUGCCUCGGCACCCUGUGAUGAACUCCCCGGUGGUGAGCGUGAGUGUCUUCACCAACCAGUCGUUCGUGGAGGGCCCCCUGGACUCCCCCGUCUACCUGGAGUUCCGACUGCUGGAAACGGCCAAUCGCAGCAAGCCCCUGUGUGUGCAGUGGACCAACACCACUUCACAUCCGUGUGGCGGCUGCUGGCUGGUGAAGGACUGCAGUGUGGUGUACAGGAACAUGUCUCAUGUCCGCUGCCAGUGCCAGAGGCUGGGCACCUUCGGGGUGCUGAUGGACAGCUCCCAGCGAGAGCAGCUGGAGGGUGACCUGGAGAUGCUGGCGGUCAUCACCUACACCACCAUCGUCAUGUCCAUGGUGGCCCUGCUGGUCACCGUGCUGGUGCUGUCCUGCCUGCGCGGCCUCAAGUCCAACACGCGCAGCAUCCACGCCAACAUGGCCGCCGCCACACUGCUCUCCCAGCUCACCUACCUGCUGGGCAUCAACCAGACUGAACACCAGUUUCUGUGCACAGUGGUGGCCAUCCUCCUGCACUACUUCUUCAUGGUGGUGUUUGGCUGGCUGUUCGUGGAGGCGCUACACGUGUACCGCAUGCAGACGGAGGUGCGCAACAUCAACUACGGAGCCAUGAGGUUCUACUACGCUAUUGGCUGGGGAGUACCUGCCAUCAUCACAGGUCUGGCGGUGGGUCUUGACCCCGAGGGUUACGGCAACCCUGACUUCUGCUGGAUGUCCAUGUACGACAAGCUCAUCUGGAGCUUCGCCGGGCCCGUCGUCAUCGUCAUCCUGUUGAAUGGUGGGCUAUUUGUGAUGGUGGUGCGUAUAAUCUGUAAUCCCACUCAGAAGGAGACCAAGACGCUACCCAUCAUUGCCACUAUCCGCAGUGCCUUCCUGCUACUGCUGCUGUCUGCGUGUGUGUGGUUCUUUGGUCUGAUGGCUGUCAACAACAGCAUCCUGGCCUUCCACUACCUCUUCUGCGUGCUCUGCAGCAUACAGGGCUUAGCGGUGCUGCUGGUAUUUACGGCGCUAAACUCGGAGGUGCAGGAGGCCUGGCGGCUGGUGUGUUUGGGGAAGAAGGGCCCCAGCGAAGACCCACCCAGACCACCACAGGCAGCGGGCCAGGCUCAGUUUAACGGGGCCUCCCUCCUGGAGCAGAGUGGACUGCACCGCAUCACCCUGGGCACCUCCACCAUCUCCUCCGUCAGCAGCGCACGAGAAAAUCUGUUGGCCCGCCAGACGCUCGAGCACACUCUGGGACACACGGGAGCAACAGACCUGGACGUGGCCAUGUUCCACAGAGAUGGAGGGGAGGACUCGGACUCUGACUCGGACCUGUCUCUGGAGGAAGAGCGUAGUCUGUCCAUCCCGUCCUCCGAGAGCGAGGACAACGUGCGCUUGCGAGGCCGCAUCCAGCGCCGCUUCAAACGCUCCAAUCACAGAGAGAGGCUGCUCACAGAGCCCACCCAGAACGGCACCAAAGACCUGGAUGGGAAUGACCUGCUGUCCUAUUGGCCUGCUCUAGAGGAGUGCGAUUCCCACUCGCUGCAGAAGUGGGGCUCUGAGCGCCCCCUGGGGGCUGACUACAGCAAGGACGCUGCCAACAACAACAACCAGCCGGACGCAGCGCUCACCAGCGGUGACGAGAACGGACUCACGCCCUCACAGAGGCAUCGCAAGGGCAUUCUGAAGAACCGCCUGGGCUGCCCUCCCGCCCUGCAGGGCCUGUCGUCGGUGGGCCGCGUCCCCAGCGAGCUCUCCUGGUACCGCACCUCCACGCUGGGCCACCGCGGCGUCCCCGCCGCCUCCUACGGCCGCAUGUGCUCGGGCUCCCUCUCCCAGCCCGCCUCCCGCUACUCCUCCCGGGAGCAGCUGGACUCCCUGGCCCGCCGGCAGCGCUCGCGAGACAACCUGGACCUCCUGCCCCGGCGCCGGGAGCUGGGCGGGUCGCGGGAGCGGCUGGGGGGCCCCACGCACAGCGCCCACGCCUCACGCGAAGACUUGGCUGCCCCCAUGCUCGACGGCGGCGGCGGUGGCGUCGCUGGUGGCUAUCGGGGCCACUACGGGUCACUUCAGCGGAGACAGCUGUCCCGGGAACAGCUGGGUGGAGGGCCGCAGAUGAACAGCCGCUCUAGAGACCAUCUGGAGACGGCGGGCGGCGGCGGUGUUGGGGGCGCUAACGGGGCAGGGCCUUGUCGGGAGUGGCUGCGUUCGCUACCACCACGUCAAGGCACCCACCCCGAUCAAACGCUACCUCCAUCCAUCAGCGAGGAACCCCACCAACAGCAGCACGACGUCCUCCCCACCCGCCGCGGCCGGCUCGACUCGGCGCCCUCGUGUAGGUACCCCCCACCCCUCAGCGGGGUGUCGGCCUUGCUGCCUCCGUCGUCGUCCAUGAGCGGGGCGGCUUCAGGCAUGAUGCCCGACAGACCCCCCUCCAACGAGCACCUGGACAUUCUCUCGUCCAUCCUGGCCUCCUUCAGUUCCAAUGUCCUGGCCCCCCCGCCCAACCCCAACGCCCCCCCACAGGGCACCGGGCCCUCCCCUUCCCCGCCCCACUCUGCUACUUCCCACAGCAUCUCGGAGGUCUCCCCCGACGCCGAAAUCAACAGAAGUGAAAGCCAGUCUUGAUGACACCCCCUCCAACCCUAUUCCAUGAUUCUCUUCAUCUCAUGAGAAGGACUCUGAGACAGGAAGUGUCUUGCAGGAGUAGCCUACCUACUGUAGUUACCCUGGCGACGGCAAGGGACACGAGACUGGCCGCUACAAAGAGGAGUCUUCUGGGUGUGAAAGGACACAAACUCAAAAACUACAGAGACAGAAAAAGAUGACUAUGUGACAUACUACAAGCAGAUCUCGGACUUCAGGCCUAAAACAUGUACCAGAGAGGAUCAGAGAAAACAAAUACGGAAACUGUAAAUAACAUUUUUAUACAUUUUUUGUAUCUUUUUCAUUGGAGAUUAUGGCGAAGAAAAAAAAAUCUCUUGUGAUGUUUUUUGCAAAUUGUUUGUCCAAACAGGGUGGUGAGAGGUGUUGAGGAUUUAUUUUUCAGAAAGCCAGAACUCAGCCUAAAGCCUGUCCUGACCUGCUCCAUAGUUUUACCUGACCAGUCAUAUCGUACAACUCUAAAUGAGCGAAACACAGACACGCGCACACACACACACACACACAC
Engraulis encrasicolus (European anchovy) is the source of this 10582-nucleotide messenger RNA. RefSeq names its product cadherin, EGF LAG seven-pass G-type receptor 3 (gene celsr3). NCBI's taxonomy places the organism in Eukaryota, Metazoa, Chordata, Actinopteri, Clupeiformes, Engraulidae. The transcript is spliced from 42 exons. The record is from RefSeq and is a predicted model, not a curated record. Gene Ontology annotation, biological process: cell surface receptor signaling pathway; homophilic cell-cell adhesion; G protein-coupled receptor signaling pathway. Gene Ontology annotation, cellular component: plasma membrane. Gene Ontology annotation, molecular function: G protein-coupled receptor activity; calcium ion binding. Bases 1 to 10041 code for a protein of 3346 amino acids.